Pyricularia grisea is the source of this 417-nucleotide messenger RNA. RefSeq lists its product as uncharacterized. The transcript has 3 exons. The coding region runs from base 1 to 417 and encodes 138 amino acids. NCBI's taxonomy places the organism in Eukaryota, Fungi, Ascomycota, Sordariomycetes, Magnaporthales, Pyriculariaceae. The record is from RefSeq and is a predicted model, not a curated record.
AUGGACGAAACUUCUUUGGUCACUCUUCCUCCUGUCCGCAUCCGCGCAGUCGUAAAGCCAGCCCUGGUCGAGAUAGUGCCACGCGCCGCCGUACCAGAACCCGCCGUUUGGCCGCUGCGGCGUGCCGUGGUGGGUGAUGACGAGCUCGAUCGUGUGCUCGAGCCCGCGCCCGCCGAUGCUCCACUGGCCCGCCGCCGGCUCCCACUGGCCGUCGGUGCCCACGCCCCCGAUCCGGCGGCACUCCCAGUCCCAGAGGCCGAUGAGCUGUCGGUAGCUCUGCAGGUCCGCCAGCAGCGAGAGCGUGCAGUUGUGCUCGUCACUCGACGGGUAACACUCGUGCGGUUGCGACCGUGCCAGACCGGCUGCGAGGGUCGUGACGGCCAGCCAGAUUUUAACCACUUGUUCGGAAACCACUAA